Messenger RNA from Annulohypoxylon maeteangense, 1581 nucleotides. RefSeq lists its product as uncharacterized. The transcript has 3 exons. Bases 652 to 1293 code for a protein of 213 amino acids. NCBI's taxonomy places the organism in Eukaryota, Fungi, Ascomycota, Sordariomycetes, Xylariales, Hypoxylaceae. The record is from RefSeq and is a predicted model, not a curated record.
GUACCUAGUAUAUAUACAUAUGUACCUACUAGGUACCUACGUACUUACAGGUACCUACAUGUAUGUACCUAGGUAUAUAUUAACUUUUUAAAUUUUUCAUAAUGAUUCGAAGUCGAGGAAGGUGUAAGAUGUUAAAGCGCCUGCCUUACCUUAUCACUGCACUGUGCAGGCAGGUCAGGAAGGUGGCUGCGUCUACCAGCUAUUGCCCCGUGCGUCCGCUUCGAAAUCGUAACUCCGGCUGUAGGCCGUCCGUUUAGCACUUGGCAACGGCGGUCCGGUCCCACUUUCCAACUUAGACGGAGCCGUGGACUGUGCAAAUAUUGCCGGAUGGUUUCUGAUUUCUAACUUUUCAACCAUCCCACCUUUCCCACUUGAACCUUGAAACUUGAAUUUCUCGUUUCUCUCGUUCACCAUCAUUCACUCUCAUACUUCGCCCUCUUCUACUCUCGUACUUAUUACCAUUUACUCUCAUCCAUCAUUCUCGUGCAUUACCAACUAGGAUCAUAUUCGGUCACUUCCAUUCACAAUUGCCGACCGUUCUUGUGGACUACCAAUCAUUCUCAUCUUCGAUUGUCCACCCUUCUCAUUCAUCGCCGACUUCCCGGGCAUCUCUCAAUCAACACAGCAACCAUCAUCACCAGCUUCAUCGAGAUGGAACACUCCGAAGAUCGAUUGUCGCGCCUAGAGCGUUUGCCAGUGGAAGUUAGAAGCCUGAUUCUUUCCGAAUCAGACUGCAUCGCCACUUUGAUGACGACCAUUCGUGCUUCUCCAGGACUCUGGCGUGCUUAUUCUCAGGCCAGGCGUAGUAUAACGAUACGCGUCCUUCUCAACCAGCUGGAUGCACAUGAUGUGCGCGACGAGGCACUUCUGAUGAUGGAGAUUGUCCAGUUGCCUCUUAUGGAUGUCAAGGAAUUCAAGAAUUCCUACAUUGACGACUUCCUCAAACCAGGACAACGCUUCAAUGUCAACUUGGAAUGGAGUGAGAUUAUCACAAUCAACAAGCUCCAUCAUACCAUCACACGCUUCGCCGACACCUACAGUAAGACGAUCAGUGAUACAACGCCGAAUCCAUCGGUAUCUGAGAUGGGUCGCAUCAUGCGCGCUAUGUAUCAUUUCGAGAUACAUCUUGCCUGCGCUCGUGUGCAUCCGAUGUUCCACCUAGCUCAAGGACCGAACGAUGAAGUUGCUAUCGCCAAUAUGGAUGGCGUUCUGAGGAAGUUCGCGCCCUGGGAAAACGAGCAGUUGGCCAGCAUCUGGUGUUUCUUUGUCGUGAUGGUAAUAAACCCAGGUUAGAACCCCAACAUCAUCAACAGUCAAACACAUACCAGAAUAGAGCUAAUACCUGCAAGCAGUAUUCAGAGACCUCGUGGUAGACUCUAUAGAGGACCAACAUGAAUACGUGGAGAUAUUCAACUUGAUAAGCGAUGUUAUCCCGAUAUUCACUGGUGGCCUCGAGGGCAUCAUCUUUGGAGGAACGGGUGACAGUAUGUAACACCGAUAGUCCCUUUUUCAUACUUUUCGGCUCAUCUUAGGAGCGAAAGUUUUAUAGGGAAUUACUACAGUUAGUGGCUUGCUUGAGUG